AUGGACUGGACUCCCUAUAGACGCCUUAGCCUCCAGCUCCGUGUCCGACUUCGUCGCUUCCGCCUCCACUUUCGCAGAAACGCCCGCAGGAACACAGUCCUUCUCCUUAUCGCAACCUACAUCUUGUUCCAUCUCAUCGCCCGCGCAGGACAUCUCCACAACUCGGUCGACAAACGAUGGCAGCACCUUCAGGAGUUUGUGAAACCAGGCAUCCUUGGUGCACCGCCCGACGUGGAACUCAACACUAAGGACUCUGUCCGCGUCCAACUCUGUGACACCGAGGAUCGCCUCUGCUCCUUCUGGACUUCUGAUCAGGUCUGGAAAUCAGUGGAGCUUAACAGGGACGAGGCUUGGUUGAGCCCUGGAUGGAUCAAGGUCCCCAUUGGAGUCCAGGCUACCUUGAUGAUGGAUAACGGUCAGCAGCAGAUCCUCCGGUAUGGUCGCCACAGGUGUGACGACACCUCGCUCAACUGUGAGGGUAUCAACAGCAUGGUUGUAGAAGCCAGCAUCCUGUCAGCGAUUGAUGCCAUUUCAAUAGCAUGCAAGGGCGAAGAGUGGCUGAGAGAGCCAGCUAUUAUGCACACCAUCUACGCCAAGAAAGUCUUCUCCAAGAAGGAUAUCACCAUGAUUGCCCAGUUCUCGAUCAGUCGACUGGAUCGAUUCGAACGCGCCAAAGCUGUCUGGCGUGGACCUAGCUCAGUCGUGAUUUUCCUGGCAACAUACACGGACAUUGUGGAAUUGAAAAAGUACUUUGAGCGACCGGGCAAACUGGCACUGUACAACUCGAUCACGAUCACCCUCGUCAAACCCAAUUACUCCCUCGGCACCCACUCACGAUACCCCAUCAACCACCUCCGUAACAUUGGCAUUCAGGCCACCAUGACCGACUAUAUCUAUGUGAUUGACGCCGACUUUGUGCCCACCUCGAGACUGUACGACUUUGCGAGCACGCAACUAAUCUCGCUCCUUGAAAAGGCCACGCACCCAACCGCCUACGUGGUCCCUUGUCUCGCAAUCAAAGAGGAAUACAGGGGCAAAUUUCCAGACACAAUCAAGGAGCUUCAACCGCUUAUGAGGUCUGGAAUCGCUUACAUUACCGAUCCGCGGUCAGGACAUGGACCGACCUAUACACAACUCUUUCUGAACUCACCUGUCUUCAAGAAUCCGCCUGCUUACGAGGUCUGCUACGAGUCUCAAUGGGAGCCCUACUACAUCGUCAACCGGAACUACCCUCAUCCAUACUAUGACGAGCGGUUCAAGAACCAGGGGGGUGACAAACAAAGUCAUGCCCUGAUGCUGAACGCAUUAGGGUACCGUUUCUUGGUGCUGCGGGAACACUUCAUGUACCAUAUGGACCACGCGGCUCUCAAAUGGACAGGAGAUGGUUUGGAACAAGGGAAGCAAAAGGAUUUCACGUACUUUGAAAACUACGCGCCCGAAAUGCAAAGGAUCUUCGGUUCCAACUAUCGCUGGCCUCGAGGAUGUACUCGCCCUCUCGUCCAAUCCUUCAAGCGGGACCUUCAAGGCAUUGGGACCAUGUAA
Linnemannia hyalina is the source of this 1542-nucleotide messenger RNA. NCBI's taxonomy places the organism in Eukaryota, Fungi, Mortierellomycota, Mortierellomycetes, Mortierellales, Mortierellaceae. The record is from the annotation of a GenBank genome assembly.